Molecule: messenger RNA, 2511 nt
Organism: Gasterosteus aculeatus aculeatus (three-spined stickleback)
Lineage: Eukaryota; Metazoa; Chordata; Actinopteri; Perciformes; Gasterosteidae
Gene: hapln1b
Product: hyaluronan and proteoglycan link protein 1b
Biological process (GO): central nervous system development; glial cell differentiation; cell adhesion
Cellular component (GO): perineuronal net; synapse
Molecular function (GO): hyaluronic acid binding
Source: RefSeq, a predicted model, not a curated record
GCGCACACGUUUCCUGCUCUGCGAUGCACACGCACGCGCCCCCCGCUGCACGAACGUGCGUGAAUCAUCGCUUCAUUCCGCUGCUGAUCGCCGGAGAGGUGAGACGUCUCCGCAGAGCAGUGAUCGUACCUUUCCUCCGCUGACAGACGAUGAGUCUCGUGCUCCUCCUGCUCGCCGCGUUGACCUCAGUCGGCGCGGCGGCCCCCGAGCUGGACCUCCUGUACCCCGAGCUGGAGCUCUCCAGGACCAUCUACGUCACAGAGGAUGGACCCCGCCUCUCCGUGGCUGCCGAGCAGCUGACGGUGGCGUCGCGGCGAGGAGGCAACGCCACGCUGCCGUGCCGGAUCCAGAUGGACCAAUCGCUGACUCCCAGCCGGAAGAUGAGGAUCAAAUGGACCAAGAUGACGUCAGACUACCUGAAAGAGGUGGACGUGUUCGUCGCCAUGGGCGACCACAAGAGGAGCUACGGCAGUUUCCACGGACGCGUCCACCUGCGGGGCUCCUCCCCCUUGGACGCCUCCCUGGUCAUCACAGAGAUCACCCUGGAGGAUUAUGGGAGAUAUAAGUGCGAGGUCAUCGACGGGCUGGAGGACGGAACCGUGGUCGUGUCCCUCGACCUGGAAGGCGUGGUCUUCCCGUACUCCCCCCGUCUGGGCCGCUACAACCUCAACUUCUACGAGGCGGAGCGGGCGUGCCGGGCCCAGGAUGCCGUGGUGGCGUCCUUCGAGCAGCUGCACCGGGCGUGGCGAGGGAAGCUGGACUGGUGCAACGCCGGCUGGCUGAGCGACGGCUCGGUGCAGUACCCCAUCACCGCCCCCAGGGAGCCCUGCGGGGGCAAGAACACGCUGCCGGGGGUCCGAAACUACGGCCUGAGGGACAAAGACAAGAACCGCUACGACGUGUUCUGCUUCACCGCCCACUACAAAGGUCGGUUCUACUACCUCAUCCAUCCCUCCAAGCUGACCUACGACGAGGCCGUGGCGGCGUGUCAACAAGACGGCGCUCAGAUCGCUAAGGUCGGCCAGAUGUUUGCCGCCUGGAAGCUGCUGGGCUACGACCGCUGCGACGCCGGCUGGUUGGCUGACGGCAGCGUCCGUUACCCGGUGUCCCGCCCCCGCCGGCGCUGCAGCCCCACGGAGGCCGCCGUCAGGUUCGCCGGCUUCCCCGACAAAAAGCACAAGUUGUACGGCGUCUACUGCUUCAAGGGCCAGAACUGAGCGACACACACACGCACGCACGCACACACACACACGGACACACACAGACACACACGCGUGUGGACAAAGAGACCCGUGAGAAACCAUUCAAACUGUGGUGCUUUGUUUCUGAUUGCCUUUUAAAAUCAGUUCACACAUAUUUAAGGUGUAUUUUGUUUAAUCAAUGCCUUUGGGGGGGGGGGGGUCUGUCAUAUCACGUGAUCAAAAGGCCUCCUCGCGGGACGCCGCCCUCCGGUGUUUGAUGUCGUCAUUAACGAGCCUGUCGGACCAAACUCCAGCUUCUUUAUGUUUAGUAGAACGUUAUUAUCUAGAAAUGUACUUUUGUUUACAAAUGUUUUUUUAUUAUACUGAGAUAUUUACUUAAUUAAUUCUUUGUCUUAUCGGCCAAAACAAUCUGAGCCUCACGAAGCAGAAACCUUAAAACAGAAGAAGCAACGAAGAAGAAGAAGAGAGACCACAAAGAAGAGUAAUCAGAGCAGCAGUAGAAAAUCUCUCUUCCUGUUUCUCUGCACAGCAUGAUUAGCUUAGCACAUGAUUAGCUUAGCACAAAGCAGCGCGCACGCCCCAUCUAUCCGCCUGCUAUUUUUAUACUUAUAGUGGGAGGGAGUCACGUCCCCGUACGUGACCCCACUGAAAGAAUAACAUCUAAAUCCAGCUUCAUCACGGUCUGUCCUUUGAAAGUUUAGGAUGUGAAAAGUUGUGUAUCGGCGCCUUGACUCGGCUCCGCCCCUUAAUCUAACGGGUCCUUGCUUGGAUUGGAUCUUUAAUCAAGUGUCGUGAAAAUCAAACCAGUAAAUGUAAACUAAUUUAAAAAAUGACAUCAAAACAGUUUUGGCAAGGAAGUGGCUCCAUGGAGAAGUUCCUCCAGAGUUCCUCCAGUGUUCCUUCAGAGUUCUUCCAGAGUUCCUCCAGUGUUCCUGCAGUGUUCCUGCAGUGUUCCUCCAGUGUUCCUCCAGUGUUCCUGCAGUGUUCCUCCAGUGUUCCUCCAAGUGUUCCUGCAGUGUUCCUCCAGAGUUCCUCCAGUCUUCCUGCAGAGUUCCUGCAGACUGCUGGGAAUCAGCAUCCAAACCUUCGUCUAGGUUUUCACUGAAGAUCAGCGUGAUGAUGUCAUCACAAUGUUUGUGUAAAGUCCAAAACGUUGUGAAAGUCCACAGCUGGACCUCAAGUUACAGUAUUUAUAGACAUGCAUGAACAUCUUGUAAAAUACCUUUUAUCUACGUGUUCUUUAACUUUUCUUUGUUUGUUUCUUUUAGUAGUUAUUUAAACACAAAUAAAGAUCUCAUCCGAAACAUAA